Radiomyces spectabilis is the source of this 1376-nucleotide messenger RNA. RefSeq lists its product as uncharacterized. NCBI's taxonomy places the organism in Eukaryota, Fungi, Mucoromycota, Mucoromycetes, Mucorales, Radiomycetaceae. The transcript has 3 exons. The coding region runs from base 54 to 1199 and encodes 381 amino acids. The record is from RefSeq and is a predicted model, not a curated record.
CCUCGAUAAAUUUUUUUUUACAUUUUAUUUCUCUUUCGCUGUAAUUUUCAUAGAUGCUUUAUCAUCAGGAGUAUUCGCAACAUGCGAUGCCACAACCAGAACCGAUGUGCUCCAAUCGUGUCAAUAUGUUAACCAGUGCGUUCAAUCCCACUAUCUCAGGAGAUGGAUAUCCUAUGGACCAUCAAUCAUUUUAUCCAUUGCCAGAGCAACAAAUGCAACAACCAUCGCAACCAAUGCAAGCAAUGCAAGCAAUGCAACAGCCAUCGCAACCCAUGCCUAUGCCUAUGGCCAAUGAUAACAACUACCUUGGUUACGAUAAUACAGCGGACAUGAUGUGGCUUCAUUAUGCGCCUUUGACACCUGAACGAAACCUUUUGAAUUCAUUCCCUCCUCUCAGUGCGGCUUAUGAAGCUCAUUUUAAUGAUAUACCAAUGUAUUACCAAAACAAUUCAGUCAAUCCUGCCGAUUUGGGAUACCCUGUCGAUACGUUGGUGCUUCGGCCACACCUAAAGCCGGAGCAGCGCAAACGUUCCUCCUCUGUACCUCCGGCAUUCCACAGUGAUUUGUACCAAGCCAAGUUAUCACAUCAUCAACCUCCUCUACUGCCGACACUGACGAAGCCGUUGCCCACAAAAAUUGACCGAGUUCCUGCGGCUCCAGCAGUUCAAAAACCAAAGACUCAAAGUGAAUUAGACGACCAAUUACAAAAGGUCAAUUUCGACGAUGUUACCGUGGCAGAACUGAAAGAAAUGCUGCGCGAUCGCGGUAUGUCUGCUGCGGGCCGUAAGGCAGAAUUAUUGCAACGUCUUCGGGAUGAACGGGAUGCCAUGCUACAACAAAAACAGCAGUAUAACAAUACCCUGCAACCACCACCCAAUCCAAUGAUGGACUCGCCAUCCAAACCACCAUCACAGACUUCGGCUAGCUUCUCUCCAGCCUCAUCCGCUUCCCCCAAUCACGAGUGCCUUGUAGCAAGCGGCGCCUUACAUACCCCUCCUUAUAGCAACUACAUAGAAAAAGCAAACAAUAUGAAUGAUCCAGCAAAUUAUGUCAAUCGAGAGCCCUAUAUUGCUACAGAAAAUAUGGAUUGGUUCAACGAUCCUGCUCUCAAUGCAUGCAGCUUUACCAUGGCACCACAACAGCAAACUACCCAGUUGUGGGAUGAUGAAGAAUUGAAAUCGUUUUUAAGCCAAAUGUAAUUAUGUCGUUUUAUCCACCACAUUGUGAAUAAUGCUGUGAAAAAUCCUGUUAGUUUUGAACCAAAUGUAAUUAUGUUGUUUUGUCAUUUUAAGUAAUAUCUUUUGUAAAAUAAUGCUGUGAAAGUUAUCUCUUGUGUUUCACUUUGGCAUGGGGUUCGAUCUUUGAUAACAGCCGUA